AUGAAGCCCGUGCUCACGAGGAAGGGACUCACAAUGCGGCCGGCGGAGGAGGGAGAUACGGUGAUGGGUACCUACCGUAAGGCACUUGGCGACCUCAUGGAUGCGCUACCAGGCAGCAUGGUGGCUGCCAAGAUCACCACAUCUGAGGUCGUGGCCCACACCGCGGUGGCGAUUCCGCGCAACAAAGGCGGAGCACUGGUCCCCAAGGGGGCGUUCAUCAAGGCAAGCCCCAAGGAGAAGUGGUUCACUGACUUUGCAGUGAAGUCAGGCAAGAAGGAGGAGUGGGAGUUGCAUGCAAAGAACGAGAAGGCGGUGGUGCUGGUGCACAACCCUUCGCACACCCUCACCGGGUGUGUGAAACGGACAAGCACGGUGGAGGGGUUUGUCAUGGAGGAGUUGACACGGGUGAAGGUUGUGCAGACAUUUGGCGUGAUGCCGGCUGCUGCGUUUUCUCCAAUAAAUGGUGUUGUGGACACAUUGAAGGCAGUUUUCCGGACGUGGUUUCUGCGAACGGCAAUCACGAGCACGGAGUGGACCCGUGCGGGCAUUUUUCCACGGCCGCCGCUGCACGAUGUCCUGUACAAGCUGUUCAUGGCGUGCAAGUUGACGAUGCCGGGCACAAUCCAGAGGAGUUGGUGGCGGGCCGGUAGCGUGCCGAAGGGCUGGCUGUCGCGAAUAGACAUCUUGAAAGGGAAAGCUGCGGCAGGGAUGUUUGACGGUCUGGUGCUGCAGUUGACGAGUCUGCAGCUGGUGAUUGAAGAGUUCAAAGGCAAGUGCAGCAGCACGACGUUUAUGACGGCGUGGGAUUUCGUGGGGUGUGACGAAGGCCUUAUUGAGAAGUGGGCGCCAGCGAGGGGUUUGGAGGACAAGUCCGAGGAUGAGAUUCCGGCAUAUUUUUGCAUUCCGGAGGGGCCGCUAAUGCGAGACAGCCGUAGCUGUCGCCGCGUGAGCUGCAUGGUCUAUGAUGGUUUCGUGAAGCAGGCGGAGGCAUUGGAUAUUCCACCGCGCGACGUGCCAGAGGAGGCCAGAGUGGUGAAUGAGGAGGUGGUGAGCCGCCUCCGACGCACGCCCACUAAGCACAACCGGACGGGCCGCUCUAGUGAUGAGGGGAUCACGUCUGACGUGUCAGAUGAGGCAGGCCAAUCCCGGAAGGCGGGGGUGCUGUUCCCAGUGGAGGAUGACAAAGAGCGCGUCGUACGCUUGGUCUAG
This is a messenger RNA of Closterium sp. NIES-65, 1209 nucleotides long. The record is from the annotation of a GenBank genome assembly. Lineage: Eukaryota; Viridiplantae; Streptophyta; Zygnematophyceae; Desmidiales; Closteriaceae.